AUGUCUUCCGACGGAACCAAAGGCCCUGUCAUUAUCAAAGGCAUCCAAGAUGGCUUCGAAGGAAAGGAACCGCCCGUUCGAUUGGAGUUGCGCGACAUGAUCAAGCAUCAGCCGGAUCAGUGGACCUUGUUCCUCUUAGGGCUGGAGCGGUUCAAAAAUGUUGAAGAGGACCAGCCGCUGUCCUAUUUCCAGAUUGCCGGCAUCCAUGGAAGGCCGGCGCAAAAGUGGCCAGACGCGGAGUGGAAUCAUGUCGGCAAGAACUUCGAUCCCGAGAGAGGGUAUGGAGGAUACUGCACGCACAGUUCCAUCCUGUUCCUCACGUGGCAUCGUGUCUAUCUCGCUCUCUUCGAGACCGAACUUUACAAGCAUGUUGAAUACAUCGCCAAAGAGUUUGAGAAGGACGGGGUGACGAAGUACAUCAAGGCCGCCAAGACCUUCCGGCUGCCAUACUGGGAUUGGGCAAGGCCCGAACUUCCACUUUUCCCAAAGGAAGCUCUGUCCAGGGAGGAGCACACUGUGGACAGACCCAAUAGCCAGAAGGAUGACCCAGAGUUUCCCAGCAGUAUCAACCCACUAGGCUUUUACAAGUUUGGGAAGUACUCUCAGGCUCAGUACGCCAAGGAAGUACCCGACUAUGUCAAGAUCGUCCAGGAUAACGAAAAGACCACGCGAACCUUUGGCAACAUCAACGACGAGAAGGCUCGAAAGAAAGCCAUCGAGUCCUUCACUAAACAGGACAUCGGUGUCAAGGGCAUGAAUGUGUCUGAGCGAAUCCUGUUUCUUCUGCAGUCGUACACGGACUUUGGGGCUGUGUCGAACAACCGCGCAUUCGGCUCGAAAUCGAAUCUGUUUGGAAAUUGGGGUAGCAUCGAAGAUGUUCACAAUGCUGUCCACAUAUACAUUGGGGGAUACAUGGGUAACGCGGAAUUCGCUGCUUUCGACCCUAUUUUCUGGCUUCACCACAGCAACAUCGACCGACUCUUCGCCAUUUGGCAGGCCUGCAACCCUGACAAGUACGUUACGCCCCAGAAGUCGAACUUUGCUACCAUCGUUCGAGAUUCGAAGAUGGACGAGGACGCGAACACUUCUUUGCCUCCAUUUGCACACACAGUCGAUGGAGAUGGCAAUCAGAUCUUUUGGACGUCAGUGGAAGUUAAAGACACCAAAACCUUUGGCUACAUCUAUCCAGAGACUCGAAGCGUGUUCGCAACCAGAGAGGCCGUCAUCAAUGAAGUGGACCGAAUCUACUACAAACGGGCCUCAUUUGCCAACAUCUUGCGAAGCCAACCGCCGGAUACUGAGACUCUAAAGGCUCUCCGCGCUCGCGCGCAGGCCCAUUUGGCUACUCCUGGCACGGUAGCCCCCGAGCUCCCGACAAGUCGUGAUCUGCCUAACUUGGCAGUUGGGGACAAAUAUCUCGAGUGGCUUGUGAAUAUUCGGGCCGACAAAUCCGAGCUGGACGGCAACUACAUUGUCAAUGUCUUCAUUGGUGAUCCCUCGGAUAGCACACCUCCUCUCCUGUACAUGAAAGACCGCGCACACGUCGGAUCAUUCGCCACAUUCGGUCAGGCUGAAGAAAGCCCGUGCGGAAACUGCAAGAAAGGCCGCACUGAGAAUCACAGAAUCACCGGUCAGAUCCCCCUUACCAUCGCUCUGGUAGAGCGGUACUUGGCUGGACUGGUAGACAGCCUCACUCAGGAGCACGUUAUUGCAUUCCUGAAGGACAAAAUUCGAUGGAGGAUUACGCUUCCCAGCGGAGAGGAGAAGUCGCCUCAAGAGUUCGAAAACCUCCUCAUCUGCGUCGUAUCGAACGAGGUUACCUUCGACGGCAAAGACCCGAAAGCAGUUCCAGUGUAUGCAGACGAGGUCACUGCCUAUCCUGAGAUCACCGGCGACAUUCCUGAUACUUAUAACACUGGGUAUGAUGGCAGCAACUACUAG
Colletotrichum paranaense is the source of this 1941-nucleotide messenger RNA. RefSeq lists its product as uncharacterized. Gene Ontology annotation, molecular function: oxidoreductase activity. The transcript has 5 exons. Lineage: Eukaryota; Fungi; Ascomycota; Sordariomycetes; Glomerellales; Glomerellaceae. The record is from RefSeq and is a predicted model, not a curated record. The coding region runs from base 1 to 1941 and encodes 646 amino acids.